Molecule: messenger RNA, 393 nt
Organism: Staurois parvus
Lineage: Eukaryota; Metazoa; Chordata; Amphibia; Anura; Ranidae
Source: the annotation of a GenBank genome assembly
GAUCGGCGGUGCGCUGUGUCCCUCGGACACAGCGGAUCACCAAUCCACGGAAAGAGCCAAAGAUGUCGGCUCAGUCAUGUGAUCCAAUCACAGCUGAUCACAUGGGACAUGUACACAGAUCAUCAGAGCACUGAUGAUCAAUGUGCCCUGAUGAUCUGUGUAGCCCCAGCAGUGCCACCUAGCCCCAGCAGUGUGUAAAGCCCACCUGUCAGUGUCCAUCAGUGCCAGCUCUCAGUGCUUAUCCAUGCCACCUGCCAGUGCCCACAUUUCAGUGCCCAUCAGUGCCACAUGAAUACCACAUAUCAGUGCCCAUCUGAGCUGCCUUUCAGUGUCAACCAUCAAUGCCAAUCAGUGCCACCUAUCAGUGCUGCCAAUCAGUGCCACCUAUCAGUG